Cottoperca gobio is the source of this 1200-nucleotide messenger RNA. RefSeq names its product zona pellucida-like domain-containing protein 1. Lineage: Eukaryota; Metazoa; Chordata; Actinopteri; Perciformes; Bovichtidae. The transcript has 9 exons. The coding region runs from base 1 to 1200 and encodes 399 amino acids. The record is from RefSeq and is a predicted model, not a curated record.
AUGAGGCUGGUCAUAUUUGUGUUCCAGCUUAACCUCUUUAUGAGGUCUGAGGCCCAGAUACCAGAAGCUUGCACUAUUAGCAAUACAAACAGACCUCCAGAAAACUCGGACAUAACUGUGGUUUGUGGCACUGAGUAUAUGGAUCUCAGCAUCUACCUUUGUCCGAUGUACCAAGCAUUUUACAAUGAGACUCUGAUGGUCCUCAAUAAUCAGAUAAACACACCUGAGUGUUAUGGGACUGCUGACUGGAGCGUGGACCCACCAGUCUUAAAAUUCAGAUUCCCCAUGAAUGAAAGUGCUGUCUCAUCCUGCAAUAAUAACUUUAAGAUAAUCAAUGAGGUUGGGACUGCAGAGUUUGCUGACUUCUCAAACGUCCAGUUUGUCAACAUCUCUGGCACUGUUACCUCAAUAGACCCCACUCUGGGUAUGAUCACCUAUCGCAGGAAGAUCCUUUAUAAGUUCUCCUGCUUCUACCCUAUGCAGUACCUCCUGAACAACACCCAAUUAAGCGUAUCAGGUUCCAAUCUUGCCAUACAAGACAACAACGGUAGUUUCAUCAGCACACUGAGUAUGCAGCUCUACCAAGAUGAACUGUACCAAGAGAUGCUUAGUAUCCCACAAACAGGACUAAGCCUGAACACUAUGAUUUAUGUUGCAGUUAAAGCUACAAAUCUAACAGACAGGUUCAACGUGCUGUUGGACAGAUGUUACGCAUCAACACGUCCAUAUCCCAUGCUCAAUACUUAUUAUGACCUUUUUGUAGGGUGUCAACGUGACAAACAAACUAAGGUGGAGCUGAAUGGGGUGUCUCAGGAGGCACACUUCUCCUUUGAGACCUUCAGAUUUGUGGAGCAUAAAAAUCAGACAGUUUCCACUUUCUACCUGCACUGCGUGACCAGGCUCUGUGAGGCGUCCUCGUGCAGCAGUUUAAUGCCUGACUGUGGAGCUUCCUUACGCCGCUGGAAGAGAGAGGCCGAGUACGUUUCAAGCAGCACUACAAUCACUUCGCCCGCCAUCCUCGUUGGCAAUCUUAGCACUGGUGUGACUGUCGGGCUGAGACCCACAAAUAUUUCGUCAUCCUAUCAGACUGAAGAAAAAGACAAAUAUAAAAGUACAUCAUCCCUGAGCUGCUACAGCAGCCCCGUUGUGAUGGGCGUAAUUGUCUGCAAUGUCCUCUUAAGUAUUUGUUUCUCCGUCUGA